Molecule: messenger RNA, 8126 nt
Organism: Carassius gibelio (silver crucian carp)
Lineage: Eukaryota; Metazoa; Chordata; Actinopteri; Cypriniformes; Cyprinidae
Product: membrane-associated guanylate kinase, WW and PDZ domain-containing protein 1-like
Exons: 17
Coding region: 326-4249 (1307 amino acids)
Biological process (GO): signal transduction
Cellular component (GO): cytoplasm
Molecular function (GO): protein binding
Source: RefSeq, a predicted model, not a curated record
AUCGCUUCCUUAUUGCCAAACCUGCAAAGAAAGAGCUGUACUAAAUGCAGCGUAAUUUUGACCCAUGUUCAAUUAGCUGAGCGGCCCUAAGGGCACGAGGCUUCUGCGCGGGACUGUAAUGCUACACUGUCCUCCCUCUCCGACCAGUUCAUCCUCAGCAGCGAAGAGCUAUGGACCUGAAACCGUAGUGCUCUUCCAACACAGCAUAUCUGCAGUCACCUGCGACUCCAAUAGGCAAUCAAUAUUGAUAGAUAAAUUGUAAAGGAUUACAGCCAUAAGGCAAGACGUCGCGGGGGGAAGGCUGGAAUUAUGAAGCGCUGUCAAUAUGUCUAAGGCCACUGUUAAAAAGCUGCACUGGCGCUCGAAAGUGCAGGAGAGCUUCGUCCCUCUGGGCGGAGCCUCGGGAGAGCUUGGUGUGGCCAUUGGAGGUGGUGCAGAUUAUGGAGAGUUCCCAUUUGUUACAGCAGCACCUGGGGGUGGAGCCACUGUUGGUGACAUCAUCCUAGAGAUCGGCAGUACACCUGUCCUCGGAUUGACCUUGGGAGAUGUGAGAGGGGUUCUGAACUCAUGUCCGCAUCCCAUUCGGAUCAAAACAGUAUUACCAGGCUCAACUCUCUGUAAGGAUCUCAGACUUUACCUGAGCAAGUGUUUUACACCCGGAUCCAUGGACAGCCAACUCCAACAGGUCAUACGAGAGAACCUCUACCUGCGCGCUGUGCCCUGUACGACCAGGCAACCACGGGAUGGAGAGAUCUCAGGGGUGGAUUAUAACUUUGUGUCCAUUGAGGAAUUCUUCUCCCUGGAAGAGUCUGGAGCCCUGCUGGAAAGUGGGAAGUUUAAAGGGAACUAUUAUGGUACACCUCGGCCAGUCCACAUUGGUCCUGACAGCCCCCCCAUUACAUACCAGGAACAUCGAAAUCUCCUGAGGAACUUCCGUACUCGUAGCAAAUCGCUCAGCAACCUGGAAAAGGCAGUGGAGGAAGGUGAUAACAGCGAGGAAGACUCUGGUCUUUCAGCGGGGUCUGCAGGAGCCAGCAGUGCCCCUCCCACCACCAUAGUCUCACCUAAUCAGACUUGGGACUCAGGCAGUGGGCGGGAUGGAGGGGUUGCCAUGGAGAACGGAGGACGUGGUGGAGCAUUGCCUGAAAACUGGGAGCUGACGUUCAGUGACACGGGUGAACCCUAUUACAUCAACCAUAACUCAAAGAUCACAAGCUGGCUGGAUCCAAGGACUCAGGGCAAAGAGAUUGUCAGCAAGACCGAGUUACCUGCAUUCACAGACCAACCAUCUGAAUUGAAGGGCUAUUCCAUACACACCCGCCUGUCGAAAGGGCCUCGUGGGUUUGGCUUUAACAUUGUGGGUGGCAGUAGACCUCGAGAGUUCCUGCAGGUGUACAGCGUCACCCCUGGAGGCCCGUCUGCACUCAAAACAGCGGACAUCCUAGUUUACAUCAAUGACUCUUGUGUGCUGGGUCUGUCCCAUAAAGAAGUGGUAGAAAUGCUGAAAUCCGUCCCCAUGGGUCACAGUGUAGACGUGGUUCUCCGUCGAGGUUACCCCAUGCUCUAUAACCCUGAUGGCUGCCCCAAAACCAGCCUCUGCUCCCCUUCUGACCCCACCAGCACCAAAUCUGCGGCCCCCAGUUCCACUCAAACCCAGGUCCAGCAUGCUGAUGGACACCAGUAUGGCUUGGUGAAUCUCAACCGCUCCAUGUCCCACCACAACAACUUCUACCCCCGCAUGCAGAAAGAGUCCUUGGAUGCUAAUGGGAACACAGCACCCCUGCCUUCAUACUCAAUGGCCAAUGAAAAUGGAGUGGGAGGGACUUUAGGGUUGGGGGCGGUGCCUUCUUCAAAUGUCCCUCCAUCAGAGCGGAUGAGCUCCAGUCAUAGCGAUACGGAGGUCAGCUCAUUUGUCACACGCAGAGCUUCCCUUGUCCGAAGCUACAACAACAAUUCUCUUCCUGCUCCUUCUCACGCCCAUCAUAGUUCCAAGUCUUCCGAGAGCGAUCUCUCCUCUGCUGUGCUCUCGCUGCCCCAGCCUGAGGUGGGUCCUACCGCCCCGCCAGUAGCACCCAGCACCCAGCGGCCUCCAUUGCCCCAAACAUCUCUUGCUGUUGCACCCCCAAACGAGCACCCACCCUGUGGUUUCAACGGGUGUCCAGCCAACAAUCCCCUGCUACCUCUUCCAGGUGGCCUAGGGUCUCCUGGAGCCCCAGUUGGCGUUGGCUGCGGGGGAGUGGGUGAGCUGGUACCUGUGGCCUUGGGCAGGAGUGAGGGAGGGGGUAUGGGUUUCAGUGUGACGGCUGGGGGGCAGGGAGGGCAACUGGCGGUGGUGAAGAGAGUUUGGGACAGACGACAGUGCCACUCCCUACAGCCAGGGGACGCUAUUAUUAAAAUUAAUGGCGCUGAUGUACAGAGCCUCAGCUUCGCACAGGUGCAGCGAGUGCUGCAAGAACAUACCAAACAGGGUGAGGUGGCCUUACUGGUUUACAGAGGAGGUUCUCUUUGUUCCCCAGGCUCCCCAAAUGCCUAUAAGAGACCUCCUCCAUCCCUGGGCACCCCUGAUCUGACCUCGCCUUCCUCCGAUGGUGCUGUGCCCAGCCAGAACCCCCUCUCUCCCUCCUCGCCCUGCAGUGACCUCCCCAACCUGGUCCAAAGCACCAGCUUCCUGGACUCAGUGCCCGUGACCCUGACCCUAGAGCCCCGGAACUGGAUAGGAGUCGAGGAUGGACCUGCUCAGUGGAGCCGUACCGCUCCCUCUAAUCUCGGCUCAUUAUCCAAAAGCCAUGUAGAAACGAGGGGACCGAUCUCUUCCAGAGCGAUGGAUGUGGAGUUGAGACGGAGACCAGGAGAAGGAUUCGGGUUUGUCAUCGCAUCCCAGGAUGUAAUGAAUGGAACCUCGUCUCUGGUGUCUCACAGGUUUGUGACGGUGCGACGGGGCAGCCCAGCAGCACGCAGUGGUCAGAUCCAGCCGGGGGAUCAGCUGGAGGCCGUGGAGGGCAGAUCAGUGGUCACGCUGCCCCACAGAGACCUCGCACAGAUACUGCGCAGAGCCGGCAACACACUCAGACUCACCAUCAUACCACGCUCUCACACUAACAAUAAUCUGCCUGAGUAUCCUGACUUUGAUGCUGAGAGUCGGUUAAGAAAUGGGCAUCGUGCCAAGCAAAAGGAUUCCCAGUUUUAUAGCGUUGAUCUUGAGAGGGGGACAACAGGGUUUGGUUUUAGUUUGCGAGGUGGAAGCGAGUAUAACAUGGGUCUGUACGUGCUCGGUCUGAUGGAGGGUGGACCAGCUUCACGCAGUCAGAAAAUACAGGUGAGUGAUCAGCUCGUGGAGAUCAACGGAGACAACACAGCUGGAAUGACACACAGCCAGGCUGUAGAGCAGAUCCGAAAGGGAGGAGCCCGGAUACACCUCGUACUGAAGAAAGGCAAUGGAUACGUUCCAGAUUAUGACCGUGAAGCUGGAGCCGUUUCCCCCUCCUCACUAUUUUCCAAAGAGCCGCGUAAUGCUACAGUGGAUCGCUCUCCUUUGAGGAGCAGCAGAUGGGUGGAUGACAGUGGACAAGAGAGGAGGGGGAAGGAAAGGAGGGAAUCGGGGGGAAAGAGCAGAGGAAGAGGAACAGAGGAAAGCAAGGGGGGCUGGGCGGAGGAUGCUAGUAUGGCUGGUAGCUCCCGGACGGCAGGAAGAAGGAGAGAGCAACAGAUGCAUUCACAGAGUUUACCCCACACACUGAGGACCCAAGAGGGGCCACGGAGAGAAGAGGAUGAGGACAACACACGGGGGGAAAGGAGGACAGAAGAGGAACAACGACGAGGAAGACAAAAAAGUAAUAGCAUUGGAGAGAGAAGAGGAAAAGUGAAGGAUGUUAGUUCAGAGAGAGACAGUGGUCUCCCAACACACCGAAAGAAAGAGAGAGGAAUUGUCAGAAGAGAAAAGAGUGAUCACAACAGAACCAGCACAGUGGAGGUCACACAGCGCACACCUUUCUCCUUCCUAAUGCCUUUGGACAAGGACGAUGAUAGGUCGGGCGUAGAAUCAGCUCGCAGCUUCUCUGAAGUCGGUGUGUCUGCAGCCAGCAUCGCAUUCUCGACGACUCAGCGGCCCCUGGACACCAUCAGCCAUCAACAGGCUCCUGGGUCUCCGACAACAGCCCCGGGACCCUGGCUAGUCCCCAGCCCUCACAAACUCUCUCAGGUUUUAGAGGGGAAAAGCCUGAGACAGAAUAAAUUAGGACUGUGGUCCUAAUCUUAUCUCUUUAAAGGGAUAGUUCACCUGAAACCUCAACCUCAUGACGUUCCAAUUCAGUAUGACUAUUUAUAAGAAUUUAUUUAGAAGAAUUGUGCUAGUUGCAUGUUUUCACAUGAAUAAAUGGGUACUGAAGCAUUUAAGAUUAAAAAAGAUGCAAAAGCACCAAAAAUGGUUCAUGCAACCUGCAUACUAUAUUCCAAGUCUUAUUAAGUCGAUUUUUGUGAAUCUAAAAAAGGAUUUAUUUAUGAUUCUUUGCUACUUCUCUUAUGAAAUGUCAUGAACAUUGCAAAGAGAGCUAUGCAAAGAGAUUUUAGUGAAUAAAAGUGAUUUUAGGGAUUUAUUUUGCGAUUGAAAUCAUAACUUUAAUAGGAAUCCACACCAUCUGGAAUUUGAUGUGACUGAAAGAGUGAAAGAUUUCCCAAUGUGUAUUUCACAACGACUUCAGUUGAUCAUGUGAAUUUGCUACAUUUACCAACAAAAGCCUGCUUGGUGUUUUAGUGAAUUUUGUGUGAGCUGUGGUUCAUACAAAGCUACACUAUUGACAGUAUACAACGGACCUUUUUGCUUGCGAUUGCACUUUAAAAGGAUAGUCCUCCCAAAAAUGAUGACAGUAUUUUCUUUUUUGGGUGGACUGUACCAAACAACUGAGACUGUGAGCUGUUCUUUACACAAAACUAUCACAUAUCAUAUUGACUUUUAAUAACAUUUUAAUGUGAUUUAUUUCUCAAGCCAAAUUAACCCAUUUUUUGAUUGAUGUUCACUUUCAUGUUCCUUUAUUUAAUGCUUUUGCAUCCUUUUCUUAAAAAUUUCUCCUUUCGUGUUUUAUGGAAGAAAAUAGUCAUACAGGUCUGGAACGUUUUGAGUAUUACUAAAUAAUGACAGAUUUGUACACUUUUGGGGGUAAACUAUCUCUUUAACUUUCUCUCUCACACACAGCCUCUUCUUCUCUAUCUCUAUAUCUGUGGUUUUCACUACCAACGUCCCAUCCGUCCCUUUUCUGUCUCAAAUCCUUAUCUAUUUAGUACUAGAAUUGAGAUAUUGGAAUCAUUCAGAUACCGCAUAGGCCUUUCAUCCAGGCCGAUCAACACUUGAGUUUAUCGCCAUCCAAUGGCCAAGGAAAGAAAAUGAGCAAAUGCUGCCAUUACCAUGUGGCUAGCAAGGUCAGUUAGCAUGCGUCUAUGAUUCAUGGUGUCCUUCAUGGCAUGUGUCUGUUUUUCAUAUUUUUAUUUAGCAUAUUUUCCAUUUAUUUUCUUAAGAAUGCAUCAAAAAAUCUAUUAUAAAAAGGAAGAUUUAUUUAAGACAUGGUUGCUGAGCCGUGCCCCUGAAGAGCUACAUAUCUGAAAGUAAACUAGGUUGAAAACAGAUCUUCAGGAGCAGGACUAAGUGAUUUAAGAGAUUUUAUUAGCUGCUUGCUGACUGGACUGUAACCCCUCCCCUGCUAUGUGCGCAGUGUUGGGGGGCAGAACUAAAGUUUUAUUAUAAGGCCAGUAAGCCGUAUCAAACCUCUCCAGGUGCCUUCUGCUUCUUUAGCCAGUGUUUACCAAAAAAAGAGAAACAAAUACAACUAAAAGAACAUAAGACGUAGCAUAGUAGAAAGUUUGCAACACCUUAGUGUUCUGCCUCUUUAACAUCUAUAUCUUUGCAAGACUUGGUCCACGAGUUGAGGAAAAUAUUCUGCACAUGCUUUGCAGAACUUCAACUAAGUGAGUCAAAGUGAAAGAGAGCCAUUACAAGUGCCUCAUGCGAUAUUCCUUUAUACUAGACAUAGAUUUCCCUCAAGCUCAAAAUCACGACCCAAAGUUACAUUUUUUUCCCAUUGUGCUAAUUGUUUUUGCAUUUGUAUGCUUUCCCAUUCAAUAUUUUAGACCCAUUUUAUUGCCCUUGACAUUUCUGAAAAAUCGCAAAAACAAGAAAACGAAGGCCUGUUCAGUCCUCAUCCCCAAGCCCUCCACCAAUCAGCAUCGAGCGUCAUGCGGAAUCUUCAUUUCAGGAGACAAAAAGAAAAAAGAACAAGAAGAAGAAGAAAAAAGGGCAUUUUGAUACAGGUCUUCUAUGCAUUUUGUAAGACUUACUGAUCCGAAAAAUUGCGGUAGGAUUUUUCUACCUAAGAUAUGAGAUUCAUAAUUUUGUGUACUGUUAGAAUACACAGGCAGGUGGUGAAUCGAAACCCAAAAUUUAAAGGAGAGCCGGUGAUAAUCGGACAUGCUGCACCACCAGCUUAUGCAUUGAUCUUUACCUCAGAACUGUCUGAGCAAUAAGUGCUAUCUCUUUCUGUUCGGUGUCAUACCAAGCAAAGCUCGAGGCAAGCUCAUCAGAAAGCUGCGUGAUAGAAAUAUGCACAGUAAAAUCAUCUGCGAUAAAUUAAUUAGAAUGAAAUGCAUCCCUAUAUACAUAUAUAUAUAUAUAUAUAUAUAUAUAUAUUUUCAAUACUACAGCGUUUUAUCAAGUUGAUUUAUAUGCAUUUAAAUAUACAGUAUUAUAUGUCAGAAUUUUAUCCUGCAGAUUUGAAAAACAACCCAAUGUGUUUUAAUUUAUCACUGGAGAUAUUUACUGUGCUGUAACAUAUCAACAAAUGCUAACAUAGAAGAUCGCAUGCGAGUUCUGUUGCCAUACGCAGCCUGUAACAUUUAGCAGUUUGCAAUUCGGAAAAGUGAAACAACGAUCUUAAGUGUUAACACUUGAAAUCAGGGCUUUUACACAAGUAUUACACGGCGUUCAGCUGUACAUCUGAGGUGUCACCUGAAGUUCACUGCUCUCAGAAUCCUCAACCAGCCUGGGUAUUGUUAUUGACUUUGUACCUGAUUAUCCAAUGGGCAUCAGCACGUACAGAAACUGGGAUGAGCCUUCUAAUAUGUUUAGUUUGGGUCUAUAUUUGUGAGGGGGAAGAUUUAGUUUGUUUUACAAAACAUUCAAUCUGUAGCAUUACCCUUACUGUAGCAGGUCUUAUGACAAUACAAGCUUAUUGUACAUAAUUAUAGACCCUGGACAUAUCUUUUGUUUGUUUUUUUGUAAUCUGUAUUCUCGAUUUCCCCAAUGUCUCACAUAUUAGAAAUAUACAGUACUGUCGAGUUAUCCUGAGACACAUGUGGCAUUUUAAACCGAGGUGCCCACUUGCUUGAAGAGAAGCUUGAUGUAUCCAAUGAUUCUUAUAAUUCAAUCUUGCAUGUCUGUAGUGAGUAUACUAGUUGUAAUAGCACUGGCCCUUACAAUGAAAUCAAAUGUCCCCAUGGCAUGAUACUGUAUUCCACAGCCCAGGAGGCCAAUUGCAGUGUUUUAUAGAACAUCUGUUGCCAGUUUCAAAUGAUUCAAAUGUGGAAUCUGAUCUGACAGCUUGAUUGUGGCCCUCUUUUAUAUUCCUCUUCAUGACAUCUUCAACAAUAUGUUAAAAGCUACAGAAAGAGACAAAAAGACCACAAGUAUGAAGUCCACAAAAAUAACAAUUAGCAUGCCCACUGAACAUUUGUCCAGCCACAUAUAGAUUUCCUUGUACUGGAGACAGUUUAGACCCGUAGAUGUUCAAUAGUCAGAGAUGUAUGUAGUCUCAAGGACGAGUCAUACUCUGAGCCAACCGAUAUAUGAAUACAAUGAUGCAAUGUUUUUUUAUAAGAAUGUCUGCAAGGUUCCUAUCAGUGCAAAUGUGCCAUUUAAAUGCUAAUCAAUGAUGUCAUACUCUUCUUCUCUACUGAGAGAAAUCUAGAAUGGCGUUUGACGCUUUUAAACUGUCAAAACACAAAUGGAGUGUUUCAGCUUUGAAUUUUCAACUUGAAUUUGCUAUACGUAUAUUGGCCUUGUAAGGAGUCAGCCAUUGUACAGAACAAGAACAAUUUUAUUUGUAAAGAGGAAAUAAAAGGAGAUGUUUUAUAUUCUAGAAAUA